AUGGCUAGGGGCAUUAUGGGGAAAUGGAAGCAGGUGCAGGCAGUAAUAUGUGACCAGCGAAGCCCUAAUGUGAAGGCUGUGCGUAACCUUGGGGCUAGCCUGGACCCUCUGGGAGGUGAGGAGUCCCACUGUAUCCUGGUGGGGGUUCAGAGGGUUCCUGUGAUUUUUGAUGUCCCUCACCUUCUGAAAUCAAUCAGGAACAACCUGUUCAAACAUGCCCUACAGACACAAGGAAAAACGGUUCUUUGGAAGCACAUCAGCCAAUUCUAUGAGCUGGACAAGCUCCACACUAUUCGCAUGGCCCCGAAGCUUACUGAUAAGCACAUUCUGCUGCCAGCAUUUUCCAAGAUGCGUGUCAGUUUGGCUGCACAGGUGUUCAGCCACACUGUCUCUGCUGGCAUUUCUGCGAUGGUAACAUUGCAGAGACUGCCAGCAGAGGCAAAAGAUACAGCUGACUGUGUAGCCAAAUUAAAUCACCUUUUUGAUGUGCUAAAUUCCAGAUCAGUCAAGGAUUCUAACCCCUGGCGACGACCCCUAGGCUCCGUGAACCAGGGGCCGGUUGCACCAACUGGGCGUAAGCCUGGUCGUAACUACGCCUGGUCGUAACUUGGCG
Molecule: messenger RNA, 613 nt
Organism: Gadus morhua (Atlantic cod)
Lineage: Eukaryota; Metazoa; Chordata; Actinopteri; Gadiformes; Gadidae
Exons: 5
Coding region: 1-606 (201 amino acids)
Source: RefSeq, a predicted model, not a curated record